Adelges cooleyi (spruce gall adelgid) is the source of this 2709-nucleotide messenger RNA. Its product is annotated as inositol-trisphosphate 3-kinase B-like. The record is from RefSeq and is a predicted model, not a curated record. Gene Ontology annotation, biological process: inositol phosphate biosynthetic process. The transcript has 9 exons. Gene Ontology annotation, cellular component: cytoplasm; nucleus. Gene Ontology annotation, molecular function: inositol tetrakisphosphate kinase activity; inositol-1,4,5-trisphosphate 3-kinase activity. NCBI's taxonomy places the organism in Eukaryota, Metazoa, Arthropoda, Insecta, Hemiptera, Adelgidae. The coding region runs from base 220 to 2160 and encodes 646 amino acids.
UCCACCUCGGGCACGCAUGAACUGCGGUACCCAUGUCGACGGACGAGUGCCGGCGACGUAGGCGCACCGGUGCCGACGAACAGAUGACGUUCCCGUCGGUGUGCCGCCUCGUGGAAAAGUACACGAUGCUCAUCGAACGGCACAGGCAACAACAGAACGGCCUGCACGUGACCGGUUCUCCGUCGGCCACCGGAACGGGCCGUCAGGCCAAGACCGUCCAUGCGGUUGACACGGCACCGGCACCGGUGUCGGCGGCCGACGGCGGAUCGUCGGAUUACUCGUCCCUGCCCAAGUCCACGGCGCCGUCCAGCCCGGAGUUUAGCGACGACGGUGCCAUGUGGAACCAGCUGUUGGAUGACGAACCGCUGGACGACGCUGAACACUAUCAGCGACAGCGACAACAACAACAGCGGGAGCGGGAGCAGCAGCAGCAGCAACAACAACAACAACAACAACAACAACAACAGUUGGAACAACAAAAAACAACAACAACAACAGCAGCAACAACAACUGCAGCGACACCAAAACGUCGAUAACGACGAGCGACGGCAGCGGCUAAAGAUGAGCUGCGAAUCGCUGAGCUGCAUCAUACCCGGCAGCGACGACGAGGACAAAAUGACCUUUUUGGAAGAGACGAGUAAGGUGCGGGCGAUCAGCAAGAACUUGGUGGUCAGCCGUCUGGAAGUGAGCAAGACCAAGACCAAGCGGAAAAGGCGCAAGUCUUGGACGGGGCCCGUGGGUCAGAGUGGGACCGGCGGUGCCGGCGGCAUCGGGCCGUGCCGGAAGGGUCACAGUCUGGACCAGGGAUACGAGAUGCACCGGCAGGAGUUCAAGCACCCCGCGCUGUUCCGGUCGUUCAGCAGCAACGCGGGCGAGUCGGACAUCCCUGGCGCCCGGCAGUUCCGCACGCCGUCCGUGGUGGUCAGCGACCAUUCCGAAGAUCCGGUGUCGUUCUCCUCAAUGUUCACCUUAGACGACCUAGACGAGUACGAGCCCAGGUCCGAUUGCGGGUUCAACGACUCGUCGUCGGACUGCAGCGCGGCCAGCACGUGGAGCGCGGCCGGAAGCGUCAUCAGCGUUUUGGAUGCCGACUACUCGCUGCACACGCCGGAGCGCAAGAUAUCCGGAUGUAGCACCUGCAGCACUUUGAGUGGCGACGAAGACGCGGCGUACAGGUUGUCCAAGCUCAAACCAAAGCAUUCCGGAUGGCGGAAACUGAGAAAUAUCGUUCAGUGGACGCCGUUCUUUCAGACCUACAAAAAACAGAGGUAUCCUUGGGUUCAAUUAGCCGGCCACCAAGGCAACUUCAAAGCCGGUCCCGAACCGGGAACCAUCCUGAAGAAAUUGUGUCCCAAAGAACAGUUGUGCUUCCAAGUGUUAAUGAAAGACGUGCUCAGGCCGUUCGUUCCCGAGUACAAGGGGCACUUGACCACCGAAGACGGAGACCUAUACCUUCAGUUGGAAGAUCUGUUGGGCGACUUCACCUCGCCGUGCGUGAUGGACUGCAAAAUCGGCGUUAGGACGUACCUGGAAGAGGAGUUGGCCAAAGCCAAAGAGAAACCCAAACUGAGAAAGGACAUGUACGAAAAAAUGAUACAAAUCGACCCGAACGCGCCUUCCGAAGAGGAGCACCGGUUGAAAGGCGUGACAAAACCCAGGUACAUGGUGUGGAGGGAAACGAUUUCGUCGACAGCCACUUUGGGUUUCCGGAUCGAGGGCAUCAAAAAGAGCGACGGCAAGUCGAGCAAGGACUUCAAGACGACCAAAAGUAGAGAUCAAGUGAUCGAAGCGUUCCGCGAUUUCGUCAACGGUUUCCCACACGUCAUCCCCAAGUACAUCAGCAGGCUGACCGCCAUCAGGGACACCCUCGAGGAAUCCAAAUUUUUCACUACGCACGAGGUGAUCGGCAGCUCGCUGUUGUUCGUUCACGACAACAAAAACGCCAACGUGUGGCUGAUCGACUUCGCCAAAACGCUGAUAUUGCCGGCCGAUAUGAAGAUAAGCCACAUGUCCGAAUGGGUGGUCGGCAACCACGAGGACGGCUAUUUGAUCGGCAUCAACAAUCUGUUGGACAUUUUUGAGGAGAUGAACCGGACGUGGCAAGCAGGCGGUUUUCCGGUGACUCUCAUCGAGGUCACGGCACCGUCCGAGGUCACCUGACCGACCCCCACCCCCGUCGACCCGACCCGAAACGAUGAAUGAUGUUUUAAAAUUUUAAAUUUAAUGAUAAUUCGAUUGUGAUAAUUUUUUUUUUUUUUAAACCCCAAAAUAAACGAUAUGACGUUGCCUGCUAAUUCUUUUUUUUGCACGGAAGGGCGACGAUAGAGUGAGCGGUCGGGAAACUAAAAAUAUAACAUGUGAGAAGAAGUGUUUUCGUUGUUGAGUUUUUUUUUUCUUGAACUUUUUUCGUACUAGAUAAAAUAUUUGCCAUCAGUAUUAAAACAAUGAUCUAGAAGAGAAUAAUUAUUGCGAGUAAAGCACAUAUUAUUAUUGUCGCACAACACAAUAACUAAUAACUAUAGGUAUCAUAUAAAUAUAUAAAGUAUACAUAUAUAUGAAUGUUAAAAUAUAAUACAAAAAUAACAAUAAUAAAACACGGUGUAAAAACGCUGUUCUUUUGUUUUUAUAGUAAAUAAAAAAAAAGUAAUAGGUAAUACUAUAAACGAAAACGUGAUUCUCAAAUAUAUUUUUAUGUACAUUUAUAUAAUU